CGAAGAAGAAGAAGUCGUAGCAGUGAAGUUAUUUUAAAUCCUAAUUUUUUUUGUCUCCGUAAAGAAAGUAAUUAUCUUUUGUUGUCAUGAGUUCUGCGUCUCUGAAGAGGUUUUACAAAAAGCUGCCGGUGUGGAUCGUGGAGGAUCAUCACCAUGUGGUGAGCCACAUCUACCGGGCCAUCGCCUCCAGACAUCUCCCUCUCAAGGACAUUAAGAUGAUUCACCUGGACUCCCAUCCGGACCUGCUCAUCCCGGUCAACAUGCCUGCUGACGUGGUCUUUGACAAGGAGAGACUCUUCAGUGAGCUAAGUAUAGAAAACUGGAUAAUUCCCAUGGUUUAUGCUGGACACGUGUCCUGCGUGGCAUGGCUGCAUCCGUACUGGGCCCAGCAGAUCACAGAGGGGGAGCACCGGGUGACUGUAGGCAAAGACUCUUCCACCACCACCAUAAGGAUCACCAGUACGGACAACUACUUCCUCAGUGAUGGGCUGUAUGUUUGUGAGGAGCAGCUGGAGGAUUCAAAACCUCUCAGACUGAAUGUGGUCAAAGUCAACCCCGUUGAACAAAGUCACGGUUCAUCAAAAGGAGAAAAGACAAAGACAGACCCGGAGAGACGCUUGGUCAAGCGAGCUCGGACGGAGUCGAGUAAAGAUGAAGGAAACGGUAGUACAGAGUCGUCCUCGGGGGCCCGCCACACUCAGUCGGGAGAGAGCAGUAACGGUGAGGAAAAACAGAGCAGCAAUGGGGCAGCGGCCAGACUUCAAGAUGACGCUGUUGACGGAGACGAAGGAUCGACCAGUUAUGUCGUUGAAAGGUUGACGUCAUUUGUCAGUGAAACUGACCCGUACGUCCUGGACAUUGAUCUGGAUUUCUUCUCCUGUAAAAACCCAUUCAAGGAAUUAUACACAGAGGAGGAAUACUCCAUCCUGAAGGAGCUCUACAGCUUCAGAGGACCCACUCUAAACACUGAGGAGGAGAUUGAAGUGUGUGUGGACCGGCGUGUACGUCAGCUGGAGGACCUGGAAGCAGCGUUUGCAGAUCUGCUCGAGGACGAUGGAGAAGACACGGUCACACGCUGGGCCAGGAACCUCGGCAUGUCUUCAUUAGCGCCACUGGUUUCUAGUUUGAAAGCAAGAAAUCCUUCUCCUGACUAUGAAAUGGUUCACCAGGCCGGAUUAACCUGCGACUCGGCCGAGCUCCCUCAUCACAUCAGCACCGAUGACGAGAUCGACCGACUCAUCACGGCCAUGGGGCUUUUCCUGAAGGCUCUGCCCCCUCCCACUUUGGUUACUAUGUCCAGGUCCAGUCUGGACGAAUACUGCCCAGUGGAACAGGUGGAUUCAGUCCAGAGCAGAGUUCUGGCUGCACUCCAGGGCCUGUAUGGAGACCUGGACGUGCAUAAAGACUAUGAAAACAGCCCAACGGCUGCACAGGACUAACAGCCGGAAAGAUAAAGUCUUAUUUGUUUGAUGCAGUGAAUGUUUUUACCGGCGUAAACGUACUGGACGAAAAGGACAAAAGAAGUGUUGCACUGUUUACUUCAGUAUUUGUGUUGAAGAGUUCACAUGAUGUUUACGAAAUGGCUUUGGAUGGAUUUGUAAAAUGUCAAAAUGAUGAGAUAAUUUUCAGAAUUAUUAUUAUUAUUAUUAUUAUUAUUAUUAUUAUUAUUAUUAUUAUUAUUAUUAUUAUUAUUAUUAUUAUUAUAUAUAUUUUAACUUAAGUUAAAACCACCUUUCAGCUGUACAGAUGGUUUUCAAUUUGCUCAAAUGUUUUGAGUAGUGUUGAAAAGUUUUUGUCACUGUUUUUUUUCUGUUUUAUGACCGGGGGCCUGUUUUUAGGAAGACAUGUCCAACAAACUCUUUCAUAAAAAGCUGGUUCAGAGGUCGAGAAUCCCAGAGUUUGUUUUCGGGUCGGGGGUUUAGAGUUGGUUAAGUCGACUGCAACUUUGUUCAUUCUAUAUAUAAGGACGCAUCAUCAGUGGAGCUCCAACUCUGUGGUUCACCAUGGCAGCGCCAGAUGACUGGAAAAGAGCAUCUUUCUCUCAGAAUUAGUGCCGAUAUUAAAAGGUUCAUCUUCAGGGGUUCUGAAGGAAUGAGUUUUGCAGCGUGUGGUUGUAAAUGUUUUAGUGUCACUUAGACUAAAGGUUGAAUAACUUUUUCUUUGUUGUGCAUAAAAUACUUAGAUAUGAAUUAUUUACAGAUGCACUUUUUGAUUUAAUUGUUCAUUUAAUUGGAUUUACUGACUUCAUAUGUAAAAUGUUUGCAUAAGUAGUGAUGUCCCGCUCUGGUUUGGGUGGAGAUGAUCAGAUUAUUUUCACUUUUAUUUCACUAAAUUACAUUGAUUAAAUAGCAGUUAUAGGUAUUAUCUAUUAUCCCUCAAUAAGUUUCCCCGUUAACAGUUAGUCCAUGUCUGGCGGGGAGGAGGCGUGGCCUCAUCUACAGCAGUUGUAGCUCCUGUAUUGACGUCAGCAUUUGCCAACUCGGUGGUUUUGGUCGCUAUAUUUAGCAAGUUUUCAGACAAUCUAGUGACUUUUUUUUCAGGUGUUUCAUUGAAGAGUUUUGUAGGCUCUGAUUUAAAGGCUCGUGUCGUCCUCACUCUUCUCAGCGAGCAGCCCAUGCUGCCCCCGUACCGAAGUGCCUGGGUUAGGAUCAGCUCGGUCCUCCAGCAGCACCUACAGGCUGCAAAUGAACCACACAUCUGCCAAUCCAAAGCGUACUGACCUGGCACUGACCCAGUGGAAUUGAGUUAUAGAUAAUAAUUAUUCAUAUAUAACUCUAAUAAAUGUAAGGAUUAUGAUACAUAUUCAAUGGCGCUGCAGGACGAAGGAGGAGGGUUGAAAUUGUGACACUACAACAGACUGGACAAAAGAAAUUCAUAUGUGGUUCUAAUCAUAUUGAGAGGGUUUUUGUCACUCCUUUUUUUUUUUAUCUCUCCCACGACUUAUUUCCUCCCCUACAGCAUCUAUUACUAUAAAGCCAGUAACUCUCCUUACUGAGGAGUUGGCAACACCGGCCGACGUAAAACGUGGAGCGAACUUUAACCGACAUCUCAGAAGUGCCUGCAGUUUGGAAAUCUUUCAAAUCGAUUUUUGUUUCAACCUCUUGACUAUUUGUCUCAUUUGACUCAUCCCAAGUUUAUCCUGAAGUUAUUUGUUUAUAAAUUAU
Messenger RNA from Cololabis saira (Pacific saury), 3164 nucleotides. RefSeq names its product chromosome 10 C5orf22 homolog (gene c10h5orf22). The record is from RefSeq and is a predicted model, not a curated record. The transcript is spliced from 10 exons. The coding region runs from base 87 to 1439 and encodes 450 amino acids. Lineage: Eukaryota; Metazoa; Chordata; Actinopteri; Beloniformes; Belonidae.